CUCCUCCACCUUCUCCCCUGGCCGUGCUGUGCCGUGCUCGCGGCGGGCGGCAGCCUCGAGGAGCGGCUGCUGCACUCCCACAGCAUUUGAAAAGAAAGCACAAAAAAUGUGUUUCCCUCUACUGGUUCAUCUUCACUGUGCCUCUCUCCUAUUCUGCUUCCUUCUUAUAACAACUGAGUGAAGAUGAGUAGCCCGCUGCUAAUAUGACGUCUCUGACUAGUGUCAUUGCCUCCCACCAGUCUGAGUGGGUGUCCUUCACCGAUGAGCUGCUCCACCCUGUUAAGCCACAAAGUAGCACUGAGGAACCUCUGGAAAAAUGUUUUUCUUCUUCAGAUACUUCCUCAGAAGAGAACCACAAUGUGGAUGGGGAAUUUCAGGACCUCUUGCACACAGAGCCAGACAAUUCAGGUGACAAGCCAAAGGAAGAUUCUACAGUGCUUGGGAACCACGUGUGUCCCAAAGCUGAUCUACUGUCAUCUAUCAGAGCUUGGGUUCAGUUUGAGGAUGCACCAUGGGCUAGUGCUCCACCAAUUCAUCCACAGGCAGUGUCUCCACCAAAGGCACCCAGCUGGACUUCCCCCUUCUCCAGCUCUUUGGAGAGGCGAGCCCAUGCAUCAGAGAGCAGCUGGACAACCAACUCGGAGGACACCAGCAGCCCCAGCAUUGGUCCCUCUUACACAGAUCUACAAUCAAUUAAUACUGAGGACCUGACCAGUGGUGGAACAUCUGCAGCAGAUUCAGCUGACAGUUCCUCAUCUUUCCAAGAAGAUGAAGAGGUAGAUAUGGAGGCUGUCAACUGGCAGCUGAACAACACCUCCAUGAAUGGCCGUUCUGCUGCACCAACCACAGUUCGCUUUCCCAGCUGGGUGACUUUUGAUGACAAUGAAAUCAGUUGUUCACCACAGAAUCUUUCUCCUUUGAAAAUAGACACCUCACCUCCAGAAACACAGGCUCCAGAUGUUAACUUUAACCUCACUGCAUCAUUUAAGAAACGAGAACGUCCCAAAAGCACAUUGGGUGACCUCUCCAAAAUUCAAAAACUGGAUCUCUCUUCUUUAACUAAGUUGCCUUCUCUUGAAACACCACCAUGGAGUGCUACUAAUCCCUUCUUGGAUGAGUCUCUUCGAGAUGUCCAACCCUCACCCAUCAAUCCAUUCAGCUCAUUCUUUGAGGAGCGAGACAGGCGUUCCAAAAGCUCUUCUGUCUCCAGUGUUCCAGGCAAAAGCCAAAGAGACUCCCUCAUUAUUCUCCAUCAUGAACCCGAUUCCAUCAGUUUCCAAGAGGCAAACAAAAGUGUAACUCAUGUAGAUGCUGUGGAGCAGCUGAAGCAACUCCAGAUUGGAGACCCAGAUUAUGUGAGCAGCCCUACCUUGCCCGAUGAUGACCCAACAAUGCCAUAUGAUCCAGAUGCCACUUUAUUUAACCUGGCACCAUCUCAGCCAAAGGAUGGAUGGCCAAUGAUGCUCAGAAUCCCAGAGAAGAAGAAUAUUAUGUCAUCCAGGCACUGGGGACCAAUAUACGUGAAGCUGACUGACAGUGGAUAUAUUCAGCUUUUUUAUGAGAAAGGAUUAGAGAAACCUUUCCGUGAAUUCAAACUUGAAAUCAAUCAUGAGAUUUCAGAGCGCAAACUGCAGAACUAUGAUGAGAAUGGAAGGAUACACAGUGUGAGAUUGGAUCGCACAACCUACAAGGAGAAAAAGAAGUAUCAGCCUAAACCAGCCAUUGCUCACACAGCAGAGAGAGAGCAAAUCAUCAAGCUUGGUACUACAGAUUAUCAGGACUUCCUAAGCUUCAUCAGUGCUGUGCAAGACACGCUGAUGAACCUGCCAGCCUCAUCAACAGAUCUGAGCACAGUGGGACUAAACUAUCAAGAAGAAGAAAUUACUGUUGAUGUCAGGGAUGAGUUUCAUGGCAUUUUGGCCAAAGGAGACAGUGUGAUUCUCCAGCACAGUGUGCUGACGCAUAUAUAUGUUCUAAGCUUCCUUUCAGGCCUGGCAGAAUGCAGACUGGGUCUUAACGAUAUCCUAAUCAAAGGGAAUGAAAUAGUUGCAAGGCAAGACAUUAUGCCCACUACUACCACAAAGUGGAUUAAAUUAUACAGCUGUCGGUUCCAUUCAUGUGUGGAUGAGGACAUGUUUAAUAACUCUCGUAUUAUCCUGUUUAACCCCUUGGAUGCUUGCCGAUUUGAACUGAUGCGAUUCAGAACUGUUUUUGCUGAGAAAACUUUGCCUUUCACACUGAGGACAGCAGCCAGCAUCAAUGGUGCUGAGGUGGAGAUACAGAGCUGGCUGAUGAUGUCCACUGCAUUCUCUUCUAAUCGUGACCCUUUAACUCAGGUCCCUUGUGAAAAUGUUAUGAUCCGCUACCCAGUGCCAAAUGAGUGGGUGAAGAACUUCCGCCGGGAAAGUGUCCUGGGGGAAAAAUCUUUGAAAGCCAAGGUGAAUAAGGGGGCUACUUUUGGAUCAACCAGUCUGUCUGGUUCUGAGCCAGUCAUGAGAGUUACCUUGGGAACUGCCAAAUAUGAGCAUGCCUUUAAUUCCAUUGUAUGGAGAAUAAACCGACUGCCUGACAAAAACUCAGCUUCUGGCCAUCCACACUGCUUCUUCUGUCACCUAGAGCUUGGCUCUGACCGGGAAGUGCCUUCCAGUUUUGUCCGUCAUGUAGAUGUGGAAUUUGACAUGCCCACUACUUCUGCAUCCAAAGCCACUGUUCGGUCCAUCUCUGUUGAGGACAAGAUUGGUGUGAGAAAGUGGGUCAACUAUUCAGCACACUACAGUUACAAGGUAGAAAUAGAGCAGAAGAAAAGCUUGAGUGAGGACCUAAAGGGAGAAGAUGCUGCAAAUCUCAGUGAAUGUGCCAUACAGUGAAGGAAUAUCAGUGUUCAAGUCCCAAGAGGUGUAGUCAAACUAACAGACUUGGAAGAAAGGACUUGCAGAUUUUGGUAUUUUUCUUUUAAAAGUAUGGAGUAUUACUUUUAAAAUAAUGCUUUCAAGAGUUUUAUUUUUCCUGUAAUUAACUGUAUCUUGAGAAGAAGGUCACCAGUAAUUUGUUUGGAGUGGACCCAUGGGCUGGAACAAUUAAAGUACUUAUCACCAAUACGUUUGAUGUAUUGACAGAAUGAGUCACUUUACAGUCAAGCCUGCUUUUUGUGCUUCUUCACCAUCUGGGUUCUGCACUGAACACCAUCACAGCCAAAUCUGAAAGCAGUCUUCAUCUCAUGAUCUUAUCCUCCUGCAAUAGGCAUUUUUCCUGUAUUUUGCUUGGUUUGGUCAUCAGCAGAUUCACUUCCUUCUGAACUGUCAAAUAAAACCCAGGGAACAUCAAGUGAAGCAGUGAUAUGAAGUUUCAUUUUUGAAGUCAUCAACAGAUUGAAAACCCUGGAGCAUCAUCAUGGAGAAUCAACAGAUUCUACAUGUUAAACAUAGUAAACAUCGAGCAAACAAGCUAUUGGCAGUACAGCUAAUCAUGUAACCAUUCUUCUACUUACCCUUUCCUGCCUUGUUCUCUGAACUGUGCUGUCGUUGUGCACGUUUUCAUGGGGUUUGGACAAGCUGCAAGAAUCCUGCAAUUUCUUAGAAUUUUCGUGUGCUACUCAGGGCUGUCCUGUUAUUUUGACUGAACAGGGUUACAGCUGCUAGUAACAGGGAAUGUGUUAUAGUAGAGAUGAUACUGAAGGGACUUCUCUGAAAUUAGAUCAUUCCUAAAUAGAAAGAUAUUUAAGGGAAAUACAUUGUUGGUUGUUUUUGUUUGUUUGUUUUAUGCUCUCUUGAAAGGAUAAGAUGGAUGGUUAUCGAAAAUGUCAGAACAGUUUUACUUUAACAAGGUUUUUUGCCUUCCCCAAACUCCUUGGAAGUCUCUCCUUGUUUGCUACACAAUAUUGCUUUCAUCUUCUAUCUUUAACCUACCAUGUAAGUAAUUUUUCUGCGGCUAUCUUUAUAAAAUCCCAGGUAACUGAGACACAAAAUAUUUUUUCAAAAAUUAGAAACAAGCUUCCAUCAUGGAGACUCCUAGAUCUCCAGUUAACUGAAAGUAGAAGCAAGUUUCAAACCUUCUUUCUGGAAAAAAAAAAAAAAAAAAAAAAAAAAAGCAAGCAGAAGGCAAAAAUCACUCGUUCAUAUAUUUUUUCAGAAAAGAGAACAGUGUUCAGAACACUUACUUUUUAUAUCUGUUUCCAUGGCUUCCAUAAUAUUUUGUCUGAAGAUAGUUUUUAAUGUAAAAAAAAAAAAGAAAUUUAUUAAAUCAUUUAUCUUUUGAAAGAUUUCUACUGACUUUAAAAUCACAGGUAUGGAAAACCUUGGCAAUGUAUUUGAAUGAGUUAAAAUGAAAGCUUGUUUAUAAUUUUAUAAGUUUAUUUUAUUUUACAUUUCGUAUAACAGAAAAUUAAUAUUCAAUCCUGGUUUACUACUUUCACUGUGACUCCUAUAAAAAUCACUGCAGUCCAGAAUAAAGCAUGAGAUUAAUUAUACUGAGUCUGUAACCGGCAGUGGUAGAAUUUAGACCAAACUGUAGGGAACUUCUAAAUGCCUUUUUAUGCCUCUUUUUUUUUUUAUGCCUAGUGAUAAAUAUUUACACAGCCAUGUUACUACACAACCUCUGGCAAAUGUACACUGCCGUAAAUAUAUCAAGUCUCAGUCCUACUAGGACUUCUCAAUAAUAAGUAUAUAAUAUUACUUAAGCCCAGAGAGCUUCUCUGAGUACACCAGCUAAUACUAAAUUUUGCAUCAUCUCACUUUAAAGGGAAGAAUGCUAUUAACUUUCACAGAGCAUUUUGAGAUCCAUGGAUGAAAAUUAGUGAUAUAUUGUCAGGAACUAUUUAUUAAAUAACAAUGCAUAUGUUAUGAAAUAUCUGACAGCAUGGAGCUGAAUUCAUGACUGAUUCUCGGCUCUGUUACCACUUUAUGUUUCAAAGGCCUUGUUGGUAUUUUUCCUGUUUUUUUUUACUGUAGCCCUCAGUGUACAAUUCCUGAAAAUGACCAGCAAGAAAUCCAGCAAGUCAAAACUGAAUGUGUUCUGAGAUGUUGCUGAGAAAGUGUGAGAUGUGGACAAACUGCAUUCAGACACUUUGUGUCCGAAUUUCUGCAUUUUUUCCCUCAUCCCUUGAAAAUACUAACACAUAAUAGCAAAUAAGAAAAAGUAUGCUGUACUCUUUAAUGAAGGGGAAAAAAAAAAAUCAGAGGAAUUUCACUUUCCAUCUCAGUUGAAUUCCAAACACUUCAGUCUCUAUCAUACCUCCACCAUAAAAAUAUUUCAGUUCCCAAAAACUGAAAGAUUAACAUACUGGAGUUUUCUGGAUUUACUUCAUUUCUCUACUCCUUUAUUACUGAUUAUUUAUUUUCUUUAAAGUAGAAGUUAAUGAAUGAAAACAAGAGUAUGGGCCUAAAGCUAAUCUCUCUUACACAAUUAUUUGAAUGACAGAAGAAUCUCUUCCAAGACUGCAGGAGUUUAUGCAGCCAAAACUGAUGGAGUGUUGAGGUUUAUAAAAAAGCUAUUUUAAUCCAUUUUGAUCUUUGGGGGACAUCUUUGUGAUGUUCUUGCCACUGAAUUUUCAAAAGUAUGAAUUUUUGAGAUAUGAAAUCCUCACACAGAGUUUCAAAAGAUCGUAUUUGCGAACACAGUUCCCAUUGAAUCACUAGUGUGAGUAGUUUGAUUUUUCAAAAGAGCACUAACAACCAAAAUGUUCAGAAAAUAUAAUGUUGAUACAAUCAAGUGGCACCAUUCAAAGAUCUUUCCAAUCUGCAUCCAUGAUAAGUACUGAGCAUUUGAACACUUGAGCUCCUAAGUGCCAUUGUUGAGGCUGUCAUCGUUCUUGCUUAAUUAAGUUGUGCCAAUUCUUCCACAUAUGAACCUCAUCUAUGUGAACCGUAGGGGUAGAGCAGUAAUUUAGACAGACCGUUGUUGGAGGUGAGGGGAAAAGAACUGAGGGCUUUAUCCAUUUUAGCGUAGCAGAAAUUGCUAAAUAUAAGACAGGCCUUUAGAGCAUUUUUUUUUUUUUUUUUUUUUUUUAACUUGGGGAAGAAUUUCUUUAAAUAGUUUCAGUGUAACACUCCUUUUGAUGAAGAUAUAAUCACUGUCUUUGUUUUAUUUGAAAGCUUUGUAGUACUAAAAUGUUCCAUGCAGGAAAUGUGCCUUCAAGGUAAGCAUACAUUUACUCCCUGAAGCUAUUCCCACUUUGAACUUUUUAUUUUUCAUUAUGACUUUGCUUCAUUUUGUGCUGUGGUACUUGAGGUAUUGCAGGGAAUUUUGCCUAGAAAAAUUAGCUGAAUCGGUCUUUGAUCACAGGAGGUAAAGAUGAAGAUCAUCUCCUGGCAGCUGAGCUAAUUUUAGUGAAAUCCUCUUACAUGUAUUAACUAUAUGCAUAGUCUGUUAGCAAAGGAAAAUGGGUGAAUUCAGCUGAGGAAUACUGUAACUAACCAAUGAUAUUUUUGUCCUUUGAUUUUAUUUAGAUUCAAAUUUAGUCAUCCUCUAAAGGAGACAGAUUGUAGUUUCAUCAUUGCAACAGUAUCAUAAGAAACAUCACAGAAAUCUACCUUUCCUGGUGGGUUGCUGGCUGACAUAUUGGCAAGACACCCAAGUCCUGUUGGUCUACCUGUCCACAUGAUUCAGUAGCUUCUAAAACUCUUUUUUCUCUUGGUUAUUCACCCUCCAGAACUGAGAACAAUUUCUCGCACAAGAGCAACAAAGUUCAGCCUGAGGUAAUUAUUCUGUCUGUUGCUUGUAUGAAACUCAGUAAUUUCCCUCUGCCCUUGAAUAAUCAAGGCCCUCAUAGGUUACCUCUGCUCAAGAGGUUGAAAAAUUCUUUUCUGUAAGUCUUGGCAACUUGUUUUUAUGGCUGUACUCAUCUCCAGAACUGGUCAGUGCAGAACACAUAUCACUUAUUGAUGAAGUACUUACCCUCUUCUGCCAUAGAAAUUAUUUCUACAUCGUGAGUUGUCUGAGAUAGGAAAUUUUCUCUGAUAAUGGGCAUCACUGUUCCUAGCCUUGUUUUGUUCAGCCAUCUACCCAUCCAUCCGACCAUCCAUCCUUCUCUCUCUCCCUCUUUCCCCUCUACUUGCAGUCCAUUCUUUGCACUAUUGACAUUGAUUGGUUUGAUAAUUGUUUAGUAACAUGUUCCUAUCUUUUUGUUCUGUAAAAUGAGAAAGUCUAUACACUGGUUAACUUUAUAGAAGUGGUGGGGUUUUUUUUCCUUUUGAUUUUAUGGGUUGAAAUGGGAUGUAAUGUUUUGUUUAAAAUAUGGGAAAACUUAAAUAAAUGUUAAGAUGAAACACCAUA
Messenger RNA from Centrocercus urophasianus (Greater sage-grouse), 7269 nucleotides. It is a transcript of the gene STON2, whose product is annotated as stonin 2. Lineage: Eukaryota; Metazoa; Chordata; Aves; Galliformes; Phasianidae. Gene Ontology annotation, biological process: synaptic vesicle endocytosis; regulation of endocytosis; clathrin-dependent endocytosis. Gene Ontology annotation, molecular function: clathrin-cargo adaptor activity. Gene Ontology annotation, cellular component: AP-2 adaptor complex; synaptic vesicle. Bases 204 to 2867 code for a protein of 887 amino acids. The record is from RefSeq and is a predicted model, not a curated record. The transcript is spliced from 7 exons.